GCACCAAAUGUAGCAGACAUCUUCCAAUUCCAUCUCCUGAGUCUCUCAGCUGAUCCAGAAUCGCAGCCCGUCCUCUUUGGACUGUUCCUGUCCAUGUACCUGGUCACAGUGCUUGGGAACCUGCUCAUCAUCCUGGCUGUCAGUUCUGACUCCCACCUCCACACCCCCAUGUACUUCUUCCUCUCCAACCUGUCCUUGGCUGACAUCUGUUUUGCCUCUACCACUGUCCCAAAGAUGCUGGUGAACUUCCAAACUCACAGAAGAACCAUCUCCUAUGGGGACUGCCUGACACAGAUGUCUCUUUUUCUCAUUUUUGGAUGCAUGGAUGAUCUGCUUCUGACCGUGAUGGCUUAUGACCGUUUUGUGGCCAUCUGUCACCCCCUGCAUUAUCCAAUCAUUAUGAACCCUCGCCUCUGUGGCUUUUUAGUUUUGGGGUCUUUUUUGAUUAGCAUAUUGGAAUCCCAGCUGCACAAUUUGAUUGCAUUACAGUUUACUACUUUCAAGGAUGUCAAAAUUGCUAAUUUCUUCUGUGACCCCUCUCAGGUCCUCAGUCUUUCCUGUUCUGGCACCUUCACCAAUAUCAUAGUAAUGUAUUUUGUUGGUGCUCUAUUUGGCAUUUUCCCCAUCUCAGGAAUCCUUUUCUCUUAUUAUAAAAUAGUCUCCACCAUUCUGAGAACCCCAUCCUCAGGUGGGACGUAUAAGGCCUUCUCCACCUGUGGGUCUCAACUCUCAGUUGUUUGUUUAUUUUAUGGAACAGGCUUUGGAGUGUACCUUGGGUCAGCUGUGUCCCAUUCCUCUAGAAAAGCUGCAGUGGCCUCAGUGAUGUACACUGUGGUCAUCCCCAUGCUAAACCCCUUCAUCUACAGCCUGAGGAACAGGGUCAUUAAAAGUACCCUAAAGAGACUCCACAGUAGGCUCAUCUAA
Messenger RNA from Sciurus carolinensis (gray squirrel), 924 nucleotides. RefSeq names its product olfactory receptor 7E24-like. Gene Ontology annotation, biological process: G protein-coupled receptor signaling pathway. The coding region runs from base 94 to 924 and encodes 276 amino acids. The record is from RefSeq and is a predicted model, not a curated record. Gene Ontology annotation, cellular component: membrane. Gene Ontology annotation, molecular function: olfactory receptor activity; G protein-coupled receptor activity. The transcript has a single exon. Lineage: Eukaryota; Metazoa; Chordata; Mammalia; Rodentia; Sciuridae.